Lineus longissimus is the source of this 3482-nucleotide messenger RNA. RefSeq names its product zinc finger protein 658B-like. Lineage: Eukaryota; Metazoa; Nemertea; Pilidiophora; Heteronemertea; Lineidae. The transcript has 2 exons. The coding region runs from base 120 to 3185 and encodes 1021 amino acids. The record is from RefSeq and is a predicted model, not a curated record.
CCUUGUUCUACGGUACGGGCUGCGAAAUCGUCCUUGUCUUUAAAUGAAGUAAAUUCCCUAUUUAGUGUUGUGAAUCUCGAGGCUGUGUCUAGAAUGCAACAACCUUAGAUACGGACAAAAUGGAGGCGUCGAAAAUGGACAGCGAUGUGACAUCUAGUGGACAUGUCACAACCAGUCCACAGGAAAAGUCUGCUCAGAAGACAUCAAACCUCGAAGACAUUGUGUCUCAGCUACAAGUGAAUUCCCAAAAUGGAGAUUCUGUGGAACAUUCCAAAGAUUAUGCAACAGAGCCACCUAGUGGUUCAUUUCAAACUAACAAUAUGUUGGUUAUCAAAGAAGAGAUGAUGGGUUUCAAUGCUGAGCAAGUUGGUGGAUCAGCCGCGACAAUGGUACAGCCGGUUGAGAAUGUGGCUUCCUUCGUUAAUGUGAAACAGGGGCAAGAUGCUGAAAUGUUGUCUCGUGUAAAGGGCACGAUGACAAAAUGUGGCAUUGGGAGUGUCAAAAACCUUGUUGAAAAGGUGGACAAUUGUGAGGAGUUCGAGAUAACGCUUGCAGACCAGGACGCAUCAGAUGAUGCUGCAUUGAACAGUGCUGAAUGUGGCUUGUCGUCACAGAGUGAUGACGUCAACCCCACAGUUUGCAAUCAGUUGGAUGGGGCUGCUGUACCGGUUGGAAACAUGUUCGGAGUUGGUAAAACUACAUUCGGAAUGAAUAGCUCUGGUUCCUUGGGUGCAGGGUCUUCUCAAAUCGGGUCCUUACAAUUUGAAUCAUCUCGCCUUGGUCUGAUGGACGAGGUGGUCAAUUCAGUCAUCACUGCAUCUCUUGAUUCCGGCCAAUGCUGUCGCUGCAAUGAGACAUUCUCUACACCAUUCCAAUUGAAUGAGCAUGAACAAUCUACACACAACAUCAAGAAAGUUUACGACUGUAUCGAAUGCCCAUACUGGUCGGAAUCAAUUGAGGAUUUACAGCGCCAUCUUGCAGUGCAUGAAGCAAUCGCGAAAUCGCCACAUUCUCACGUUACGAGUCCUCAUUGCAUGGAUUGUUUAGACGUGUUUGUUUCAAAGGAGGAUCUGAGUGCACAUAAGUGCCAUGUUUACAAACACGCAAUGAUGGUCAAGGUCGGGAAGAAAGCAGAGGCCGAAACGUUGUCAAGUCUGGAGGAGAAGAUUUCUGAUGACGCUUCUUUGAAUCUGCCGCUGAGCUGUUUGGUUUGUGCGGCGAAAUUUGACGCACUUUUCCUGCGGGAUUACCAUUAUAAGUCGGUGCACAAGGUUGCUAAAGUUUAUCACUGCGGUUCAUGUUCUUAUGGAGCAGCAGCAUAUCGUGAGAUUGAUCGUCAUCAGCGCAUGCAUCAAAUGUUGGCGGGAAAACCACCGCCUUUUUUGUGUAAGUUAUGCAGCGAUAUCUACACCCACAAACAUACUUUUGAGCGUCAUAUGAUUCAGGACCAUGCACCAAAGCCACCUGUUGGCUUAUUGAAAACCAAAAUUAUGUCGAUUGACUCUUUGAAGGAAAGGCCUGAAAGUGCCGCGUCAGUGAAAAAGGUCUUGCACUGUGCGGUUAAGGAGUGCAAAGCUGUGUUUAGGAUUUCUACAGAUCUUGAUCAACAUUAUGCGCAAAAACACGGAAUGCAGCAGCCGUAUGGUUGCCGCAAGUGUAAGUUUCGGACCGGCGCUUAUGCUACGCUUGAGAAGCAUAUAGCUGACCAUUUUAAAACCAAAGACAGCCUACCAACAACUCGACCAGUAGUGCAAAGACAGCGGAAAAUGAAGAUGGCGAGUGUUACUGAUCCCGUGAGCGGAGAAGUUAAACAGGUCCCGGCAACAGAUCCAGGCUCCAAGGACAAGAAUACGAAACCAAAGAAGAAGCGUUUUCUAAAUGUUGAUGACCCUGACCCAAUGGAAUUCAUAAAAACAUUCUACUUUUGCUAUUUCUGUUCUGAUAAGUUUGCUGAGCAAGAAACAUUGGAUGAGCACAUCCAGAGUGUCCAUGAGGGAGAGAAAACAUUUGAUUGUCCGCAGUGUGAGUUUAGAUCAUGGGAUGAAUCUGGUCUGAAAUCACAUAUGAAGUUCCACCGGUACCGUAAUGAAAAGACACAUUUUAGGUGCCAGGAGUGCGGUGCUUAUAUGUACUCGAGUGCAGACUUCGAGCACCAUCAUGUGACUGUCCAUGACAACCUUAAACCGUACAAGUGUCGAGUAUGUGGGUUUGAAUGUGCAAAAAACGGUUUGUUCAAAGGACACAUCCGCCGCCACACCAGGCCACAUGUGUGCCAACUUUGUCCGAUGCGUUACGCCGAGAAUUGCGAUUUGCGCCAGCAUAUGUUGUCACAUGAACCAGAACUCCCGUUCAAAUGUGAAACUUGUGGCAAAACAUUCAAGAGGCAGCGAUUGGUUGAAGUUCACGCAAAAAUUCAUACCGGUGAAAAGGAUUAUUCUUGCGAUAUUUGCGAUAAAAAGUAUCACUCGCGUUCUGGUUUAACGACUCAUAAGAACUCUAAACACCGUGGCGGAAAAACUUAUAUGUGUGAACAAUGUGGGAAAUGUUUUCCGACAUCGGGACAUAUGGCGCGCCACCGCACUACACAUAGUGAGGAAAAGACGUUUGCAUGCCAUAUUUGUGAGAAAAAGUUCAAACGACGGGAACAUUUGAAAUGUCAUGUCCGCAUGCACACGGGCGAGAAACCAUACGUUUGCGAUUAUAAUAACUGCGGAAAAAGUUUCAAACAAAUUUGCGGUUUGCACGCACAUCAAAAAAUUCACACUGGGGAAAAACCUUACAUAUGCAAACAAUGCAACAAAGCAUUUACAUAUUCAAGUAGCAUCAAAAAUGGCGCUUGUACGCAGUGUCAACCGAGGUCGGAGAAAUGGAAAUAUAAGAGAAAGCGGAAGAAACGUAAGCUUAGCGAUUUUGAUUCCGAGUCGGAAUCUGACGCGCCGAAACGGAAAUCGUCACGACGCAAGCCAAGAGGGAAACGGAGUGAUGACUAUGAUUAUGGUUCUUCUGAUUUUUCCGAUUCAGAAUUCGAAGAGAAGGUUGCGCAACCGUUUGGUUGUGAUAGGUGUGAUUUGAGAUUUGAGCACCAGGAGGCGUUGGAUUCCCAUAAGGUGUUGCAUGGGAAGAAUGAAUAUGGGAUGCUACAUUCCGAAACAGAUGUUCUCAACUCACUGAUGGUGAAAUCUUGAAAAAGUUUACCAAGAGUUUAUUAGACACAUAUUGCAUGUAAAUGUCUUUAUUUGUAUCUUCAUGGUAUGGAAAACUAUAUGUCAUAUGGAUAUCAGACUCCUAGGCAGUCUAUUUUGUCAUCCUGGUCGUCCUUCCUUACCGGGUGACGGGACGAGGCAUUUGUAUAAUGUAUCUAUGAAGGAAGUGUGCUGUGCUGAUGGUUUUCAACAUCCAAUGUACCUGCUCCUUUUCACAUAAGUAUGUUACAGAUAUCAAACUGAGAACUAUUGCUGUAAUUGAGGAAUGAAUCAUUAUAC